Molecule: messenger RNA, 2479 nt
Organism: Phyllopteryx taeniolatus (common seadragon)
Lineage: Eukaryota; Metazoa; Chordata; Actinopteri; Syngnathiformes; Syngnathidae
Product: claudin-3-like
Exons: 2
Coding region: 236-1375 (379 amino acids)
Biological process (GO): bicellular tight junction assembly; cell adhesion
Cellular component (GO): plasma membrane; bicellular tight junction
Molecular function (GO): structural molecule activity
Source: RefSeq, a predicted model, not a curated record
CUCGAUAUGAGAUAGCAGCUUUAUGUGUGCUCUCCCCUUAACCCAAACAGGUGGGAGUGCUACCGAGGGGUUGAAUGAUUAAGCUGAGGCCGUUUUCCUGAGCCAAGGCCGCUACGUUUUUUUGGACGCUCCACCACAGAGAGGGACAGUUUGAAUUCUGAGACUCCACCUUCUGUUGCCUAUAUGAGCGAUUGGGCACUUUGACACGACAACGAGAAGACCUCGGUUCUGAGACAUGCCUUCAGCAGGACUGGAGAUACUUGGAGUAGUGCUGGCCGUCCUGGGAUGGAUCCUGGGCCUGACAUCAUGCAUUCUGCCCAUGUGGAGAGUGUCGGCUUUCAUUGGGGUCAGCAUCGUCACGGCGCAGACCAUCUGGGAGGGUAUCUGGAUGAACUGUGUGGUGCAGAGCACAGGCCAGAUGCAGUGUAAAAUCCACGACUCCAUGCUGGCCCUGAGCGGCGAUCUGCAGGCCGCCCGGGCCCUUACCGUCAUCUCCAUCGUGCUGGGCCUGGUAGGAAUCCUGGUGGCUAUGAUGGGGGCCAAGUGCACCAACUGCGUGGAGGAGGAGCGGGCCAAAGCUCGGGUGAUGAUCGGGGCCGGGGUGGCGUUCAUCCUGGCGUCUCUGACCCAGCUCAUCCCGGUGUCGUGGUCGGCCAACGCCAUCAUAAUGGAGUUCUACAAUCCCGUCAUCCCCGAGGCCCAGAAGAGGGAGAUCGGAGGCGCUCUGAUGUCCGUCGGCCUGGAGUUGCUGGGCAUCUCCCUGUGCAUCCUGGGAUGGAUCAUCGGCAUUGUGGCGUGCGCCCUGCCCAUGUGGAGGGUGACGGCGUUCAUCGGCAGCAACAUCGUGACGGCGCAGAUCAUCUGGGAGGGCCUGUGGAUGACCUGCGUGGUGCAGAGCACGGGCCAGAUGCAGUGCAAGGUCUACGACUCCAUGCUGGCCCUCUCGCAGGACCUGCAGGCCGCCCGGGCGCUCACUGUCAUUUCCAUCUUGCUGGCCAUCAUGGCCGUGCUUAUCGCAAUCACCGGCGCCAAGUGCACCAACUGCAUCGAAGAGGAGGCCUCCAAAGCCAAGGUGAUGAUCAUCUCUGGGGUGUUCUUCAUUGUGUCGGGCGUCAUGCAGCUCAUUCCCGUCUCCUGGUCGGCCAACACCAUCAUCCGGGACUUCUACAACCCUUUACUGACGGACGCCCAGAGGCGGGAACUGGGCGCCGCGCUCUACAUCGGCUGGGCGGCCGCCGCCCUCCUGAUCUUGGGCGGCGGACUGCUUUGCUGCUCGUGCCCGCCCAGCGAGGCCCGGUACAACAAUUCACGAAUGGCGUACUCGGCCUCCAGGUCCGCGGGAGGCCAGGGGAUGGAGAGGAAAGACUACGUGUGAGCAAGGACAGGGACAAAAAUACUGGAAGCCCAUCCCUGCGAGGAGAUGAUGGAAAAUUGAUCCAAUCAUCAGUUGAUUUCUGUACAUUUUUACCUUAAUGUAAGUCUAUAUACUGUAUACUGAAAAAAAUUAUGAUCUCGACUUCCUCAGUGUGAAAUCUGGGUGAAUUUAGACAAACACAAAGCUAAUAUUCUGUUGUAUGAACGGCAACAUGUGGACACAAGUUAAUUGUACCUUCUGCCAUCUAGUGGAAGAGCAUUUCAUUUAUCCUGCCUAUCACUAUACGUCACUGGCUUAGAUAGAUGUACAGUGAUACGUUUUUUUGUCAUGAAUUAAUAAUCAUUUUGGACCAUUUUGGCAGAAAAUCUGUCCCAAAAUUGCAAUUUCUCUUCACUUUUAACAAGCAUUUUUUACCCACCAAAUCCCUUCUCAAUACAAAUUGAACAAUAAUUUUAUACUUCAAUAUUUAUGUGCCACAACUUUCAAUGACUUCUGAUUUCAACUUCAAUUUGUUGUUUACAAUAGAUAUAACAAUCAAUUGCAGAGGCAAUUGUGUACAUGAGAUGACUACAUUUAGAUGUUUUUUUAUUGCCGUAACGGUCCUCCGAGGGAAACCACAACUACAAUGUGAGCCACAAACAAAAUGAGCAUGACACCCCUGAUAAGACUGUUAAGUAUAAUUGUGGUUAUGGGGGGAUAGUUCCUGUUUGAUUAAAUCCCAUUUAGUGGCAGCACAUUUAAUCAUUGUACCUGUCACUAUACAUCACUGGCAUAGAUGAGCAAAGAUAAAUUAACUCAAUUUUCUCCUCUAGAAACAAACCGCACAGAGAGGAUUGUCUGUGCACCCGUGCUGAAUAUUUUGAUCCUGACACCAUGACGUCACCUUUAGACGAGGUGCCAAAAUGUCCGGAAUGUGUUCCAAGCUAAAUUGAAAUAAUCCAGAAGUGUUAUCAACAAUAAACAGAGCAGUAAGAGCAUCAUUAAUCUCAUGACACAUGUAAUGUGAUGCAAUGUGCACUGAUAUUCAUAGUACAAGGUUUGUUUAUCAUACGUUUUUUCUGUGCUUGUAUCUUUUGACAAUAAACAUCAUUAUGUUUUAAUGAA